AUCGUUGUGGCGGUCGCGGUCGUGGCGGUCACGAUGACGGUCGCGCCGGUCGGGGCUGGUGCUCCAACGCGGCGAGCGCGGUUCCCAUACAGGUGACCGCUGCCUGUUCUCACUCCACCGUGUGUCAUGCUCGUUCCAUCGUGAGCCUCGUUCUUCGCGGCCACGCCACGACAUUGCUGCCUGCGAACAUCAACAUUAUCAAACACUACUCACGAACAACGCCUUCAACCAGUCCGGAACCAUGGAUGCCCUAAAACGUCGAACAAUGACCUCACACUUCCAUUUCGUUUACCUGCUAACAAUCACUGAACUUCCAUCAGCACCAAUAGUGGAGAGUGUGUCGGGCCGGUUCCAGGGGUCAUGGAUGAAAACCCGCCGUGGAAAAAGCUUCCAGGCUUACCGUGGUAUACGGUAUGCUCAUCCACCUGUAGGAGAGUUGCGAUUUCAGCCUCCAAAGCCGAUCUUAGAAUACAAGGAAUUAGUAAACGCCAGUGAUGACGGACCCGCGUGUCCGUUACCUGCCCCGCCAGAAUACCCAGUCGAUGAGGACUGUCUUACCAUCAACAUCUACACACCAACUAGUAACAGUUUGGAGCUUCUGCCAGUUAUCUUCUUCAUCCACCCUGGCGGAUUCUAUGCGAUGACAGGGCGCAGCGACCUCGCCGGACCACAUUACCUACUAGACAAGGAUUUGGUGCUAGUUACCAUAAACUACCGCCUUGGAUCUCUUGGAUUUCUAAGCACAGGAGACCAGCUGGCACCGGGAAACAAUGGCUUCAAGGAUCAGGUAGCAGCACUGAAGUGGGUACAGAGAAACAUUAGAGCUUUCGGCGGUGAUCCAAACCUGGUGACCAUCGCUGGGUGCAGUGCUGGAUCGUUAAGCGUCAUGCUGCAUAUGAUCUCUCCCAUGUCUAAAGGGCUUUUCCAACGUGGUAUAUCGAUGAGUGCAUCUCCUAUGGGUCCUGCGCCGUUGCCGGACAACCUUUAUCAUCUAGCCCAGAAACAAGCGCAACUAGUUGGCUGUCCGACGGACAACUCUUCUGUUAUCGUGCAAUGUCUCAAAACGAAGCCUUGGAGAGAAUUGGGAGAUUCAUUGUAUGGUUUCCGUGAAUGGGGAUUCGAUCCGGUCCGUAUUUGGUCGCCAGUGGUGGAGCGGGCGCUAGGCCAGGAGCAAUUCCUACCAGAGCGACCGGAGAAUGCGUUGCGUCGCCGCGCUGCGUACACCGUCCCACACCUCAUCAGCCAAACCACAGAUGAAUUCUUCUGGAGCGCAUAUAAUGUAAUCAGGAAUGAAUCUUUAUUGAACGAUAUGAACAAAAACUGGGAACGCAUAGCACCUAUCUCCUUCCAGUUACCACCAGAGAACUCAUCUACGAUAGUAGCGAUAUUGAAGCAGAAAUAUCUGAACAAUAAACCUAUAACAGCAGACGACAAAAGUGCUAGAGCAUUGGGGAAAAUAUACGGAGACUCUAUAGUCGGGUUUCCGACACACAGGAUGGCGAAUGUAAUGUGCCGGAAUUCCAACCACAAGGUAUUCUACUAUGAGUUUGCGUACAUUGGUAAUCAAAGCCAUUACGAGGACCCCGACACGGGAAAACCGAAAGGUGCGGCACACCAUGACGAUCUGAUAUACCUGUUCACCUUGAGCUACCGGUUCUCUACAAUCGAGGUCAAUGACUCCAACCCCGACUCCAGGAUGGUAGAUCUCAUGACUCUCAUGUGGUAUAACUUUGCUAAACACGGAGAUCCUAACGGCGGCGCAGAUGUUGAGCAAGCGUUGGGUGUGUUACCUGUUUGGCCUGCCAUGACCAGCGACAAGCGGCAGUAUAUGCGCAUAGACGCCACACCAAGCGUUCGCGCCAAAAUGUUCGAGGAGCGAUUCCGACUCUGGGAAGAAUUAUACCCAAUGGACUAUGGCUCUACAAAUUUAACACCAUAGUGUCUUUUAGAUGAACCAGACUACCGCCUGUUGAAAAAGGAUAAAAGUUUAUAAAUAUAUCUUAUAUAACAU
This is a messenger RNA of Diatraea saccharalis (sugarcane borer), 2011 nucleotides long. The record is from the annotation of a GenBank genome assembly. NCBI's taxonomy places the organism in Eukaryota, Metazoa, Arthropoda, Insecta, Lepidoptera, Crambidae.